GAUUUCAACCCCCUCAAAACUUUGUAAGCGGAGAGUGAAAUGCGAAAACAAUGGCGCUGCUUCUCAACCUAAGCUCGCCGUCCCCAACCUCAUUUCAGUCCACUCGUCACCUCCCCACUACUCGCUCCCGCCAAAAUGAAGCUGCCCAAGAGUGGUCGUCUCUGCUCCACAACCUCAACUCUCACGGCAGAUUCUCCUGCCUUUUCUCAGGCAAUCGCAGAGAGGACCAGGCACGGAAAGCAUUAGAAGGUGCCCUGGGUGGAAAGAAAGAUGAAUUUGAGAAAUGGGACAAAGAGAUUAAAAGAAGAGAGGAGGUGGGUGGAGGCAGUACUGGUGGCGGAGGGGGUUGGUUUGGGUGGGGGAGACGCUUUGGCUGGUCCAAUGAUGAUGAUUUCUGGCAAGAAGCACAACAGGCAGGUCUUGCUGUCUUAGGCAUUUUUCUGAUGUAUCUCAUUCUUGUGAAAGGAGAGCUGAUGCUUGCUGUCGUCCUCAAUCCACUAUUGUAUGUCUUGCGAGGGACAAGAAACAGCUUCACUUCCAUUACUAACAAAAUCUUAAGGAGGACAGAUGUUCAUGGUGAUUUUGAUAGCAUGUCAAAGAAAGAAGCACACAGUCGUGUCUCCGCUAAAGAGAGUGUUAUUAGAAAAUGGGGAAGCGAGUGACACUUUUCUUCCAGGUUCGAGAUCCCAUCCAACACACUGAGAACUGGUCUCUCUUUUUGUAUCCUAUGUGUUCUGAAUGAAUUCCAUAAACAUUUUUGAACUGCUAGAAAUUGCUCAGCUUAGAUAUUUCAUGUUCUAUCUUUGUAGUGCCUAGCAUUUUGCCUGUUGCUGAUGCUGAUUUGGGGGUUAUUAAGGACCACAUUAUCUUGAAUCAAAGAUAGAUUUCAAAUACUUAUUGUCACAGUCUUCUCCAUAUAAAGGUAACAGUGACAUAGUUUCUUA
Messenger RNA from Argentina anserina (silverweed cinquefoil), 944 nucleotides. RefSeq lists its product as uncharacterized. NCBI's taxonomy places the organism in Eukaryota, Viridiplantae, Streptophyta, Magnoliopsida, Rosales, Rosaceae. The record is from RefSeq and is a predicted model, not a curated record. The transcript is spliced from 3 exons. Bases 51 to 662 code for a protein of 203 amino acids.